Pneumocystis murina B123 is the source of this 3252-nucleotide messenger RNA. RefSeq lists its product as hypothetical. Gene Ontology annotation, biological process: ribosomal small subunit export from nucleus; ribosomal large subunit export from nucleus; protein export from nucleus. The transcript has 20 exons. The record is from RefSeq and is a predicted model, not a curated record. Lineage: Eukaryota; Fungi; Ascomycota; Pneumocystomycetes; Pneumocystales; Pneumocystaceae. Gene Ontology annotation, molecular function: nuclear export signal receptor activity; small GTPase binding. Bases 1 to 3252 code for a protein of 1083 amino acids. Gene Ontology annotation, cellular component: nucleus; cytoplasm.
AUGGACGAUAUUCUAAAUUUUGAGCAAGAUUUUAAUGUUGAACUUCUUGAUCGUAUUGUUCAUACAUUUUAUCAGGGAUCAGGUGUAGAGCAACAACAGGCACAAAGAAUUCUGACUCAAUUUCAAGAACAUCCUGAUGCAUGGAUGAGGGUUGAUACGAUUCUUGAAAAAUCAAAUGUUGUUCAAACAAAACAUAUUGCACUUUCAAUUCUUGAUAAACUUAUAUCGACACGAUGGAAAAUUCUUCCGCGUGAACACUGUCAAGGCAUUCGAAAUUUUGUUGUUGCAAUUAUGAUUAAAACAUCAUCUGAUGAAACAACUCUUCAUAAAGAAAAACAAUAUUUAAACAAACUUAAUCUUACGCUUGUUCAGAUUCUUAAACAAGAAUGGCCAAAAAAUUGGCCUACGUUUAUAACAGAAAUUGUAAAUGCAUCAAAGACAAAUUUAUCAUUGUGUGAAAAUAAUAUGGCAGUUCUUAAGCUUCUUAGUGAAGAAAUUUUUGACUAUUCUGCUGAACAAAUGACUCAAGUUAAAACAAAAAAUCUUAGAAAUCAAAUGUCGGGGGAAUUUUCUGAAGUUUUUCAGCUUUGUUCUGAAAUCCUUGAAAAAGCUCAAAAAACAAGUUUAAUUUUAGCAACUUUAGAAACAGUUCUUAGAUUUUUAAAUUGGAUUCCUUUAGGAUUUAUUUUUGAAACGAAUAUUAUCCAUACUUUAUGCACUAGAUUUCUUGAAGUGUCUGAAUUUAGAAACGUAACACUAAAAUGUUUAACUGAAAUUGCUGGAUUAUCUGUUAUGCCUCAAUAUGACGAAAAGUUUGUAAGUCUCUUAAACUUAACAAUGUCUUCUAUCAAUAAUAUUAUUCCUUUGAACACUGAUUUUAGGGUUGCUUAUGAUUCUAGCAACUCCCAAGAACAAGAUUUUAUCCAGAACCUUGCACUUUUUCUUUCUACAUUUCUUGGAACACAUGUAAAACUUGUUGAAAAUCAGGAAAACAGAGAUCUUCUUUUAAAUGCGCAUUUCUAUUUAAUUAAGAUUUCCCAGGUAGAUGAACGAGAAAUUUUUAAAAUAUGUUUAGAGUAUUGGUCAAAACUUGUAGCUGAGCUUUAUGAAGAAAUACAACAGUUGCCAAUUACUGAUAUGAAUCCUCUUUUAUCCCUUAAUUUAUCGGCAAGUCUUGCUAGCGGUGGAGCUACACCAGCUAGUAUGUAUGCAAAUAUUCCACUUCGAAAACAUAUUUAUUCAGAAGUCCUGUCAAAUUUACGUGUUGUUAUGGUAGAGAAAAUGGUAAAACCGGAAGAAGUCUUGAUAGUUGAGAAUGACGAAGGAGAAAUUGUUAGAGAAUUUGUUAAAGAAAGCGAUACUAUUGUUCUUUAUAAGAGCAUGAGGGAAUGCCUUGUUUAUUUAACACAUUUGGAUGUCGUGGAUACUGAAAUUAUCAUGUCUGAUAAACUCGCUAGACAAAUUGAUGGGAGUGAGUGGUCAUGGGCUAAUUUAAACACUCUUUGUUGGGCUAUCGGGUCUAUUUCUGGUGCUAUGAAUGAAGAAACUGAAAAAAGAUUCCUAGUUAUGGUUAUUAAAGAUCUUCUUGGUUUAACGGAAAUGAAAAGAGGAAAAGAUAAUAAGGCUGUUGUUGCAUCAAAUAUUAUGUAUAUUGUGGGUCAAUAUCCUCGAUUUUUAAAAGCACAUUGGAAGUUUUUGAAAACUGUAGUAAAUAAACUUUUUGAAUUUAUGCAUGAAACCCAUGAAGGUGUGCAAGAUAUGGCAUGCGAUACAUUUAUAAAAAUUGCACAAAAAUGUCGGAGACAUUUUGUAGCACAACAGGCAGGAGAACAUGAGCCUUUCAUAGAUGAAAUUGUUCGGAAUUUACAUAAGAUUACAGAGGAUCUUUCUCCUCAACAAGUGCAUACAUUUUAUGAAGCAUGUGGAUAUAUGAUCUCUGCUCAACCGUCUAAAACUAUUCAAGAAAGAUUAAUUUCAGAGCUUAUGAAAUUACCUAAUGCUGUGUGGGAUAAUAUUAUACAACAGGCUGGUCAAAAUGUAGAUGUUUUAGAUAAUAAUGAGACUAUUAAAAUAAUAGGAAAUGUUCUUAAAACUAAUGUAUCUGCGUGUUCAUCAAUUGGUGGCCAUUUUUAUCGACAAAUUGGGAAUAUAUAUAUGGAUUUAUUAGGACUCUAUAGGGCAGUAAGCACUAUAAUUUCAAAUACAGUAGCAUCUCAGGGGAAUAUUGCCACCAGAACACCUAGAAUAAGAAGUUUAAGAACUGUAAAAAAAGAAAUUCUUAAACUUGUUGAAGUAUUUGUCAGUAAAGCAGAUGAUCUUGAAGCUAUCAAUAAUGCUUUAAUUCCACCUCUUUUAGAAGCAGUUUUGGGAGAUUAUAAUAGAAAUGUUCCUGAUGCAAGAGAUAGCGAAGUUUUAAAUAUGAUGACUACGAUUAUUUCAAGGCUUGGGUCUUUAAUGACAGAAGCAAUUCCUAUUGUUCUACAGUCUGUAUUCGAAUGUACUCUUGCUAUGAUUAACAAAGAAUUUACUGAAUUUCCUGAGCAUCGUGUUGGAUUUUUUAAAUUAUUGCAUGUUAUAAAUCUUAAUUGUUUUCCAGCUCUUUUAAGGCUCCCUGCUCCUCAAUUUAAGCUUAUAAUAGAUAGCAUAAUGUGGGCUAUUAAACAUACAACACGUGAUAUCGCAGAAAUUGGUCUUAAUAUAUGUUUAGAACUGAUCAAUAACAUUGCAAAUACAGAAACGAGUGUUGCUAAUUUUUUUUUCCAGCAGUAUUUUCUUUCAAUUCUUCAGGAUAUAUUUUUCGUUUUGACAGAUACAGAUCAUAAAUCAGGAUUCAAAUUACAAAGUGUAAUUCUUGCAAGAAUGUUUCAUUUGGUUGAAUCUGGCGCCAUUCAAGCAUCAUUAUAUACUUCUCAACAAGUCCGGGACGAAAAUACUCCAAAUUCCGUAUUUUUAAAAGAAUACGUUGUUAGUCUUUUACAUAGUGCAUUUCCUCAUUUACAACUUGGUCAGGUACAAAGUUUUGUAUUAGGUUUAUUUUCUCUUAAUAUGGAUAUCCCUAAAUUCAAACUUAAUCUUCGCGAUUUCUUAAUACAGCUCAAAGAGUUUUCUGGGGACGAUAAUGCAGAAUUGUUUCAAGAAGAUCGUGAUAUGGAAUUAGAAGCUAAACAAAAAGCUGAUCGUGAACGUGCACUAAAUGUGCCAGGAAUGAUUAAACCUUCAGAACUUCCAACAAUUGAUGAAGAAGAAUUAUAG